This is a messenger RNA of Hypomesus transpacificus, 868 nucleotides long. It is a transcript of the gene rpl7, whose product is annotated as ribosomal protein L7. Gene Ontology annotation, molecular function: structural constituent of ribosome; RNA binding. Gene Ontology annotation, biological process: maturation of LSU-rRNA from tricistronic rRNA transcript (SSU-rRNA, 5.8S rRNA, LSU-rRNA). The record is from RefSeq and is a predicted model, not a curated record. Bases 80 to 817 code for a protein of 245 amino acids. The transcript is spliced from 7 exons. NCBI's taxonomy places the organism in Eukaryota, Metazoa, Chordata, Actinopteri, Osmeriformes, Osmeridae. Gene Ontology annotation, cellular component: cytosolic large ribosomal subunit.
UCGACAGACAGCAAUUGGGGGCCUUAACGUUUUAACUCACACAUGCGCAUGAAGAAAAUUCUCUUUCUCGGUGGAUACAAUGGCGGACGCAGAGAAGAAGGUUCCGGCGGUCCCUGAGAGCCUUUUGAAAAGGCGAAAGGCCUACGCUACCAUGAAGGCCAUGCGCAUCAAGAAGUUGCUGGCUGACAAAAAGUCUCGCAAAGUGACCAGGAAACUCAUCUACAAGAGGGCUGAGAUGUAUCACAAGGAGUACAGGGAGAUGUACAGGCGCGAGAUUCGCCUGUCCCGUACAGCCCGCAAAGUUGGGAACUACUAUGUCCCAGCUGAGCCCAAACUGGCCUUUGUCAUCAGAAUCAGAGGUAUCAACGGAGUCAGCCCCAAGGUCCGCAAAGUCCUCCAGCUCCUCCGUCUUCGCCAGAUCUUCAACGGCGUGUUCGUCAAGCUGAACAAGGCUUCCAUCAACAUGUUGAGGAUUGCUGAGCCUUACAUUGCUUGGGGGUACCCCAACCUGAAGUCAGUGCGUGAGCUGAUCUACAAGCGUGGUCAUGGCAGGAUGACAAAGCAGCGCAUCGCCCUCACUGACAACGCGCUGGUGGAGAAGGCUCUCGGCAAAUACGGCAUCAUCUGUGUCGAGGACCUGAUCCAUGAGAUCUACACAGUUGGUAAGAACUUCAAGCCCGCCAACAACUUCCUGUGGCCCUUCAAGCUGUCGUCCCCCCGUGGUGGCAUGAACAAGAAGACCACUCACUUUGUGGAGGGAGGAGAUGCUGGGAACAGGGAGGACCAGAUCAACAGACUGGUCAGGAGGAUGAACUAGGCCACGAAUUUUCACGGAUUUCUGAUGUCUGGAAUAAAACAUUUAAAGAAA